Exophiala xenobiotica is the source of this 1417-nucleotide messenger RNA. RefSeq lists its product as uncharacterized. Gene Ontology annotation, biological process: 2-oxoglutarate metabolic process. The coding region runs from base 474 to 899 and encodes 141 amino acids. NCBI's taxonomy places the organism in Eukaryota, Fungi, Ascomycota, Eurotiomycetes, Chaetothyriales, Herpotrichiellaceae. The transcript is spliced from 2 exons. The record is from RefSeq and is a predicted model, not a curated record.
CUUCCACACCCAGUCCUUGCAGUCCUGAACACCGGAGUAUCGCUAAGCUAAGCACUCGUAGACUUGCUUCUUUGGGUAUUUUUUGGAGAGCAGUUGAAAGAUUUCAAAGCUACUUCGAGCCUGAGAUUGCUUUCAUCCGCACCUUGACCUCUCCUCUCCCUCUCCCUCUCCCUCUCGACCUCGUCUGGACCUGCAGCCCGAAAGCUCCACUGUCUAUUUCGGCCGAACCACACCGCGCAAAAGGCACAUGCACAGAUACGGGUGAGGGAAGUAGAGAAAUAAUACUCUGCGGCCUUUCCAAGCUUGCUUCUGCAGCUACACCUACACCAUACACUUCUCGACACUCAACCCCUGCCACGGGACAUCUGAUCUUGCAAGAAGCAAUCUACCUUGCGAAGAGACAAGAGGGCAUAUAACCCUCCGAACACGCCCCAUCCCACCCCCUCCAGCUCCUACCACCACCUCCUCGCAAGAUGCGGCCCUCUCUUAUUCUCCGAGCAACCCAGCAACGGGUCCCCAUGAUCAAAUUUAUCGGCAAGCGAACACCACCCAAAUCCGUAGACCACACCCCUCAUGCUCAUCCAGCUUCACCCACACAUACUCUGCCUGACAGCUUCGCCCAGUACCGGUCCAAAGCCCAGCAACACGGUCCCUUAGGGGGAGGGAACGGCAACGGAGGCGGCGCUCCUAUCUCCUCGUCGCCCUUCGCAGCUGCAACCUCCGGCCCGAUGACAUACGGUGCUGUGGGCGGCGCACCCGGCCGGUCACUUGGACCCGUGCAGCCCAAGGAUGGUGAAUACUUCGACAGAAAUGAGUUGCCCAAGAGAUUUUGGCGGACACAAUGGUCAGAGGAGGAGAUCGAAGCGGUCAGCAGUGGCGGGGCGAGCAUGUUCGGCUGAGGGACUGCGAAAGGGCAAGGCCAUGGAUUGAGACGACAAAAGAGCAGGGGCAAAUUUCCAACACGCGGAGUCGAGAUGCGCAGCAAGUUCGACACGGUUAUGAAUAAAGAGUUAUCGACAUCAGUUAUAGACCGGCAUCGACGGACGAGACAGACAGGAGCGACUGCGGGAGCAAGGGCAGGCCUUGAGGGAUUUGCGAUUCUCAACCCUGCCCAGGUCUCUCCACUCGAAUUCCGUGCUGAGCGAGGAGGUGUUUGAACGUUCGACUACAAGGAGAAGGUCGUUGUCGGUGCGGUUAUCCUCCGCCUCACAUGCUGAAGUAUUUGCAGAUACAUACUUGAUCGUCGAGGCUGUACAUAUUAGCAAGCGACCUGCAUUAGCAUAGUCGAAUAGACCCUCUACCCACAUCGUGCAUGAGUUCUUAGAUACUGUACAUACAUAUUUCUCGUUGCCUUACAACUUUACAAUUGGCUAGACCCUGUUAUCCUCCUCGGGUUGCCUCCCGGUGUUGACUGUAC